CUCUCUCUCUUGCUCUCGCUCUCACUCUCGAUUUUCUCUGUCUUUGUCACUGGCUGGCUUGGGCCGUUGUCCUGCUUCUUUCAUGGCUUGUGUUUUUUGUUCUUGACCUUCGCUGCAGUCUGGUGGUUGUCGGUUCCUUGCCUUCGAUCUCCCCACAAACCCUUCCCACUCUUCAAAGGGGCCCUUCCUCCUUAUCGUGCUAGACGGCGUUGCACCCUGCGCAGCUUUUACGCCCCAAGUUCACACGCCCAACUCGCCCUGUCGUUCUUUUCCAUUGACUAUUAUUGAGCGCUGUAUUUCGGGUCAAGCAUCCUAUAAAACCCUGGUGGAAGGGUUUAUAUACUGUUUACUCUCGUUUUCGACCCACCUCGAUCGUUCCGUUGAUUUCCCCUAUUUCGGCCCCUCCUUUGUUUCGGGUCUGAACUCGAAUACCUCAAGCCACUCUCCAACUAACCCAUUGCUUAUCCUCUCGCUUUAAUUGACACUCGUUUUCAUCAUGGCUUCGCCCAGUAUGGUCGACCUGGAGCAGCGAAAUCGCCUCCCAACCCUGUUCGAGGUCCUCAGCCGUCGGACUCUUGCACCUGUCGAUCUCUUUUCCUUCUAUAUCUACAUGCGCGACCAGCAACGCUCAGUCGACUACUUGGACUUUUGGCUCGAUGUAUCGCAACACAUGUCUCUCUGCCGUCACUAUGUCCGAGAACUACGCCGCUCUGUUCUUGUAGCAACGCCUGAUCUUGAGAAAGCCGAAAGCAAAGGCUCUUCGACCCCCUUGGAAACCCUUGAGAGCAUGAACGAUAUCCCGCUAGUGGAAGCUGGACCUUCCGGCUUGCGUCAUGAUCUUAGUGAUUUGGAUGAGAGGGAAGCUGAUCAAAGACUGUCCGCCUUCCUGCGCUCGGAUGGUCUUUCCUCUAAGCACUCGCCACAAAGCAGUCUAGGAUCACAGAAUGCUGUCUCUCGCACCUUGUCAAACGAACAACCUCCCCGCCCAAGCUUCGGGACUAAGAAUGAAUCUAGCUCUCCUGGUCACACGGUGGCACGCGCCGAUAUUCGCGCCAGCGCAGAGAAGAUCCUUUACACAUACCUACUUCCUGGUGCCGAGAGAGAGAUUGUUCUACCCCAAGAGAUGGUCUCAUCCAUCAUCAACUUGAUUGAGGAUGAUGGCAGAGACGACCCCGAGGUAUUUGAUCCGGCGAAAGACUAUGUCUUCCAAGCGAUGGAGCGCGAUGCUUUUCCAGGGUUUUUGCAGGCGAAGGCCCUCGGUAAUCUUGUCCCACUGUCAAUCCUUGCCCGCCUAGCCUUGGCCCUCAUAAGUUUCGGUGGAGGUUUCUGGGGUGCGUUCUAUGUGGUUUUGCGUGAUAAGCCAAGGCAUAUCCGUUGUUGGGUCAUUCUGCCUUUUAUCAUUGCGUCCUACUUCGUUGUUUCUUAUCAAUACAAGAUCGACCCAGUGAUGGCAUUCGUAGGGUUCAGCGAAUAUACCUUUAUGAAUUGGUCUCCCAUCCGCGAACCUUAUGUCCGAAAACUCUUGACAAAGCGAGCCACUGCCACUGUCUUCAUUGCGGCCUGUGUUGCUACUGCUUUGAGCGUCUUGUUUAUUUUUGUUCCUGUCUUUGGUAAUUCGUUGGCUAUCCGAAUGCGAUUGCACGUAAUGCAAUGACCUGAUUGGAAAUUUUGUUUUGUAUCAUGUAGCAGUUACGAUGGACCUCGGGAAAUCUAGGCAAAACUAUCAGGC
Molecule: messenger RNA, 1729 nt
Organism: Aspergillus ochraceoroseus IBT 24754
Lineage: Eukaryota; Fungi; Ascomycota; Eurotiomycetes; Eurotiales; Aspergillaceae
Gene: rgsB
Product: putative RGS domain protein (Rax1)
Exons: 4
Coding region: 497-1654 (385 amino acids)
Biological process (GO): intracellular protein localization
Cellular component (GO): plasma membrane
Source: RefSeq, a predicted model, not a curated record